Messenger RNA from Adineta ricciae, 1824 nucleotides. The record is from the annotation of a GenBank genome assembly. NCBI's taxonomy places the organism in Eukaryota, Metazoa, Rotifera, Eurotatoria, Adinetida, Adinetidae.
AUGCCCCACAAAACGAAAAGACAAAUCCACUCGUUAAGUGUCAUUAACCGGCGUUGGACAAAGGAGCGGAGUGGGCCAUCGUUCGAUGAUGAUGUACACACAGUGGAAAUCAGUGAUGUACCGACUGCACAUGCUAGCGACGAGGACAGUCUCAUCAUGGAGAGUAGCGAUGAAGAGACAGAUCGCUCGUAUUUUAAACAAAAUUUGCAGAUUGGUGACAUAGUUGAUCUUUUCCAACUGUGCAAGUCACAGGCUAACAAGAAAGAUAUCAGUGUUCUUCUGUACAUGGUUCUGCGACAUUUUGGAAUAUUAUACGAUGAAACGGAUCAUUUUCUCAAAAAAAUUGGUGGUUUAUCGGGUCAAGUUGCCCAUAAAUGGGCAACAGUGUUUAUUACAGAAACGUUUGAUAAAUAUUGUGACGAGGGGAGAGGAGGGAAAAGAAGCGAUGCUUUCUACGACGUCUACCCAGACAUUGAAGCGGAAGCAAAAAUAUUUGCAGUAGGCCAAUGUCAGCAAAAGGCUGCUAGCUUCACCAUCUGCGAUCUCGCACAAUUUAUAAACACGAAGUAUUGUCAAAUCAAUGGCCUUGUUGACGAUGCAUCUGAUCUCGUUAGAUCAGUAGAAAGUUGUAGGUUGGAUCUUCGAAAGUGGGGUGCGCGAUUUGAACCCAACACCAAGCGACCCUAUUUCGAGGGUCAUGAUCGAGCGGACGUAGUCGCUCAUCGAAAUCAAUUUGUUGAUUACCUAUUGAACCACAAGGAUAAAUAUUAUACAGUCACUUCAGGCGACGAUCCGCGAUGGACAGCACCUCGGGCACGGACACGCAAGAUUCUAAUUUGUCAUGACGAAUCAACUUUUCGUACCGGUGAAGUUCGCGCUAAACGUUGGGUGAUGGACAAGUCGGCACCUUUUUACAGCAAAGGAAACGGGAGGAGCGUGAUGGUGUCCGACUUCCUAGUACAGCAUCCGUCAUCACCAUUCUUUCGACUAAACCAGCAAGAAUGGAACAAUGCAAUACGGCAAUAUCCCGAACUGACCGAUGACGAUGGUCUUCGAUACGAGAUGAAUUCUGCAACAGUCACAGCGCAUUUAGGCGUUGAUCCUUAUUUCGACAAUGAAACUAUUCUUUGCCAGUUCGAACGUUUGUUCAAGUUACUGAAGUUUAAGGAGGAAUAUUGCAAUCAUGAUAUUGAAGUGUUAGUGGAUAACGCGCGCACGCACACAACCAAGCCGUUUAGCAUCAACGACUUUGGAAAAGGAAUUGGGACUCGAUGUCCAGUCUCAUCAAUCAUGUAUAUAGACGAGAACAAUAACAAGAAAAUCGUCGAUUGCUAUUUUCGAUCAGGACCACACGGUGGCCAGAGUAAAGGACUGCUAGCUAUCGCCUCGGAGUUGGGACUCAACGUGUCAUCUGAUUGUAAACUUGAAACACUGAAAUCUAUACUGUCAAAUCAUCGAGCAUUCCAAAAUGUUUCUAAGCUUGAGCAGCUAGCUAUCGAUUACGGCUUCAAAGUUUUAUUCAUACCUAAAUUUCACUGUGAAUUGAACCCUAUAGAAGGUUUCUGGUGUCACCAGAAAGCAUACGUGCGAAAGUACUCUGAUCAAACAUUUACUACCAUGACACGACUUAUCACCCAAUCUAGAGAUGACUUUGUUGAGAAAAAGAUCUCUCUCAAAUUAUUUCGUCGAUUCUGGAAGGCCGUCCAAGCAUAUGCUCAAGAUCAGAGUUACGCUGAUGUUUUGAAAUUGUUUUUCAGUAGUCUGUGCACUGACACCGCUGUUUCACACCGUAGAAUAACAAACUCGAACUUAUAUGUUGUGUGA